AAAAGUUGCGAUGAUUUUCGUUUUCUGUCGUGAUUGUCAUGGCAUGGCAGAGCUAGAGAACAAUGUCUUGUUUCGCAGCUCUCAACCAGUUUUGCACGCGUACUUCUUCUCUUCACGGUACCAGACGUUGCAUGUUAGGGGGGAGGAGUACUUUCCUGCCAGUUGCUACUUUUCUUCGAAACAAGGGCUAUUCAGUGAACCUUCCACAGAACAUAAAAUUCCAAUGGGAUUUUUCAAUUACCACCGAAAAUCGUUUAGUCAAGGAGCUGCCUUUCGGAGAGCUCUAUCACUGGCAGCAGAAAAACAACACAUCAGGGGAAGACUUCAUUCUGCAUGAUGGUCCCCCAUAUGCCAAUGGUUCUCCUCACAUGGGUCAUGCCUUCAACAAGGUUGUCAAAGACUUUGCGGCCAGGUACCAAAUGCUACGCGGCAAGCGUGUGCACUUCCGGCCGGGAUGGGAUUGCCACGGCAUGCCGAUCGAAGUUCAGGUAGCCCAAAAGAUAGAGAAGUCGGGGAGAUCGCUUCAGGACGUGUCACCUCUAGAAAUCCGCAAGUUGGCCCGUCAGCAUGCCCUGGACUUUGUCGAUAAGCAGCGCGACAUCAUGAAGAGGUGGACAAUCAUGGCGGAUUGGGAGAAUCCUUACCUGACUCUGUCUAAUGAUUACGUCGCCAACCAGCUCAGUGUCUUCUCCGCAUUUCAUGAGAAGGGUCUGGUGUAUCGUGCACUGAAGCCGGUUUACUGGUCGAUGUCAUCAAGAACAGCGCUUGCAGAAGCUGAGCUAGAGUACACGGACCUGAAGAGCCCGUCAAUCUACGUCAAGUUCCCCAUUGCAUCCUCUCCGAGUGUACCUGCAGAACUUCAGGAUGUCUCCCUGUUGAUCUGGACCACCACGCCGUGGACCUUACCAGCCAAUGAAGCCGUUUGCUACAAUACACAGCUUGAAUACUGUAUAGUGAGGGUAACGGCAGGUGCACACCAAGGUGAUCAGUACGCAGUCGUCUCUGAUCAGCUAGACGCCCUACGGAAGUGCCUUGACAUAGAGGUCGUAUGCCAGCUUGCAGCUGACAAACUGGCCGGUCUGCAAUGUCACCAUCCUAUUGACAGUGAUCGUACUGUGCCAGUCUUGGUCGGUGAUCAUGUGACCUCUUCCAGUGGCACUGGACUGGUACAUACUGCACCCAGUCAUGGACAUGAUGACUAUCUGGUCGGUCGUAAACACCAACUACCACUACCAUCUCUUGUUGAGGACAAUGGUUGCUACAUAGAAGAAUGUGGCUCAAGACUUGCUGGAAAGUUUGUGCUGACAAAGGGAAAUGCUGAGAUUCUAUGUAUGCUGGAUGAGAGGAGGAUACUGGUGUCCCAUCGAGAAUUCUCACAUCGCUAUCCCAUAGACUGGCGCACCAAGAAGCCGGUGAUCGUACGCCCCAUGAAGCAGUGGUUCAUCAAAACCAAGGACUUGGUGCAAGAGGCAUUGACAUGUUUGGAGAGUGUCAAGUUCAUCCCGGAUACAAGCGAUGCCGCUUUGAAGUCCAUGCUGAAGCUGAGGUCUGACUGGUGUAUAUCUCGUCAGCGCAGUUGGUGUGUUCCCAUUCCCGUCUUCUACGGUGCUGAGUCUGGUCGCCAUGCCGUCAAUAAAGAGAUUAUCGAGCAUGUGAGAUCGCUGGUGUUGGAGCAUGGCUCAGACAUUUGGUGGUCAGCCGACAUUGACCAGCUGCUUCCCAAGGAUCUGCGUGAAAAGUACUUUGAUGGCGAAGAGGUUGUUCGUGGAUAUGAUACCAUGGACGUUUGGUUUGACAGUGGCUGCUCUUGGAGCAAUGUCGUCCCCAGGGAUGAAUCUGGUCAACAUGCGGUUGCUGAUCUGUACUUGGAAGGACAGGAUCAGGCCAGGGGUUGGUUCCAGUCGUCUCUGCUCACUUCCACAGCACUGCGCCGGCAAGCACCGUACAAAACUCUCUUCAUGCAUGGAUUUGUCCUGGACAAAUCAGGCCAGAAGAUGUCCAAGUCGAAAGGCAAUAUCAUCGAUCCGGUCGAUGUUGUCCACGGCAUGAAGAAGGGCAAGGAGCCGGUUGCUGCCAUUGGCUCGGAUGCACUGCGCAUGUGGGCCACUCUGAGCACGUGUCAAUCGCCUCUGAUUGGUCAAGACGAGAUCAAUACGGCGAGUGAACGGCUAAGAUUCAUACGUAGGAGUGCUCGCUUCAUGCUGCAGCACCUGCAGGGCUAUGAUGUGAACACACAGCUAGUCGCUCAUGAUCGCUUGCUGCCUCUGGAUGCCUAUAUGCUGUACAAGCUACACGACUUCAUCUCCACGUUUACAGGGCACAUGGAUGACAUGUCAUAUUCCUAUGCCAGUUUUAGCCUGCACAAUUUGGUCAGGACCGACCUUCAAGGCUACUACUUUCACGUGCUCAAGGGCAGGCUGGUCUCCUCGCCCAAGCUGUCGCCGGAACGCUCGUCUGGUCUCACCGUGCUCUAUCACUAUCUCAGCGCUCUCCAUCGCCUCAUAGCUCCGUUUGUUCCUGUCACGGCGGAGGAAAUUGUGCACAGCUAUCCCGAGAUGACGGGUGUUGAGAAGCCAACUAGCGCGUUUCACCAUGGCUGGCCUCUUGUAGACCCUCAGUGGGCCGAGAAGACUGCUGCCAUCGAGACGAUGCAGCUUGCGUUGAGCGUUCUGGACUUGGUGCAUCAAGCGGCCAGCCACUGGGCCACUCAUGCCGGAGAUAAGCGCUGCGAUCUCUUCAUCAAAGUCGACAACAAGCGACUGCACGAUCGGCUACAAUUGCUGAACGGCUCCGAGGGCAGAAUGGCGCUGACACAGCUGGCUGAAAUUCUAAAGUGCAAUCGUGCGUUUGUAGAGCAUGUCUCUGACGUUGAUGGUGCACGCAAAUCACCCGCUGGCAUGGUGUCCUCUCCAGUCCAGCUCUUGCAUGUUGGUGAUGAUGCCGAGGCAAGUGGAAACGUCGCCGUGUGUUUUGCAGCGCCUUCCGGCCAGUACUGCGAUCGCUGCCGUGUCUUCGUGUCCACGGAGAAAGACCAGCUGUGCACGGUAUGUCAACAAGCUGAGAGUGAAGCAGCAACGCAUCAGAGAUAAGCUGAGCUAUGAUGCCGGAGAUUGAGACCCCCCCCCCGGGCGCUGAGGGCAAUACCGUACGCUGGCGCUGUGCCGUGUUGGUGCGCUGUAUCAUGUUCACUUGCCAUCACCAGCCUAUAAUGCAGCCAGUCAGUGCUGUGAGCAAGCCCUCGUCUUGUCUGUAGAUGCGGGCAGUGAGUAUAGGCUGUAUUGCCGCUUGCAUCCAUCAAAAAAACCUGUCCAGGCGCCGGUGGAUUUGUUUGCCGAGUGUUUGAGAGUCGCUCUCCUUCUACUGGGUAAACGUGU
Molecule: messenger RNA, 3374 nt
Organism: Sycon ciliatum
Lineage: Eukaryota; Metazoa; Porifera; Calcarea; Leucosolenida; Sycettidae
Product: probable isoleucine--tRNA ligase, mitochondrial
Exons: 25
Coding region: 63-3089 (1008 amino acids)
Biological process (GO): mitochondrial translation; isoleucyl-tRNA aminoacylation
Cellular component (GO): mitochondrion
Molecular function (GO): ATP binding; isoleucine-tRNA ligase activity; tRNA binding
Source: RefSeq, a predicted model, not a curated record